Molecule: messenger RNA, 1176 nt
Organism: Gossypium raimondii (Peruvian cotton)
Lineage: Eukaryota; Viridiplantae; Streptophyta; Magnoliopsida; Malvales; Malvaceae
Product: carboxyl-terminal-processing peptidase 2, chloroplastic-like
Exons: 9
Coding region: 1-846 (281 amino acids)
Biological process (GO): proteolysis
Molecular function (GO): endopeptidase activity; serine-type peptidase activity
Source: RefSeq, a predicted model, not a curated record
AUGCGGCUAAUACUUUGCCUCUUCAAUACUGAAGACUCAGCUGACGAGCACAAGUCUUCUUCUCCUCUAGAGGUCCCUGCUUAUGAUUAUGUCUAUGAUGCAGCGGACAGAUUGCAGGGACCAGAAGGAAGUUCUGUGGAAUUAACAGUUCAAACCAGACCCGAAAUAAAGCACUUAGCUCUCACGCGAGAAAAGAUUUCACUGAAUUCUGUAAAAUCAAGGCUAUGCGAAGUUCCUGGUUCGGAAAAGAACUACCCCAAAAUCAGUUAUAUUAAGCUAACAUCAUUCAACCAAAGGCUUCUGUGGUGGGCUUUCACCCAAAGGAAUCGAAACCCCAAGAUUUGGUUAGAGAAGGGUGUGAUUGAGUAUAUUUGUGAUAAUCAUGGAGUUCGAGAUAUAUAUGACACGGAUGGAAGCUCAGCAAUAGCAGCUUCAGAACCCCUAGCUGUACUGGUGAACAUGGGUACUGCAAGUGCGAGUGAAAUUUUAACUGGUGCGUUGAAAGAUAAUAAACGUGCAGUAUUGUUCGGAGAACCGACAUACGGGAAAGGCAACAAGAUCCAAUCGGUUUUUCAGCUAUCUGAUGGCUCCGGAUUGGCUGUUACCGUAGCUCAUUAUGAGACACCUGCACACAACGAUAGCAACAAGGUUGGUCUGAUCCCGGACCAUCCUCUACCAAACUCAUUUCCGAAGGAUGAUGACAGUUUUUGUGGCUGCCUUCAAGACCCUGCAUAUGCUUGCUAUGAUGAAUUCUAUUAUUUAAUUUAUGUUUUACGCAAUAAAUACUUGAUUCUUGUUCUCAAUUAUAUGUGCUUAUUUCUUAUUUUAAUAUUUUCGGGAUAUUAAUUCAUGUUUAAUGUACUUAAUCAGAAGAGCAAAAGUCUCUGUUUAAGAGUAGAUCUAGCAUAAUUAAGUGAAGUUGCAUGCAAUCCUAAAAAUAGGAUGACAUAAAUCUACCGGAUUAGAGUCAAAUCUAAUAGGGAAAUCCAUAGAUCAAGUUAAUACGAUAAUAGAGGUUCUAAAUAGAAAGAAAUUUCAAUUAAUCAGCCUAAAGUCAAUUACUCUUACUCUCAAAAGAGAGAUUAGCAUAAUUUAGUGAUUUAUACAGAUCAAGAUACCAAGUAAAUAAAUCGUUUAAUUGAUUCAUAAUAAUAGAUGAGGUCUAGGUGGAUUCGU